UCACUACUUUGAGAUGUCGAUAUUUAUGAUCAUUUUAACAUUAUUACUAUUGAUCAUAUUUUAUUAUACCAAUCGUAAGAAACAUCGAUUACCACCGGGACCAUUAGGUCUACCAAUAGUAGGUUAUUUGCCAUGGUUGAAUCCAAAAGCUCCCCAUCAAACGCUCACCCAACUGACCAGAAAAUAUGGGCCAAUUUGCGGAUUGAAAAUGGGAUCCGUUUAUACGGUUUUAUUAUCGGAUCCUCGAUUGAUACGACAGGUACUUGCUAAGGGUACCUUUUCUGGAAGAGCACCAUUAUAUUUGACUCAUGGAAUAAUGCGUGGUUAUGGUUUGAUUUGCGCCGAGGGUGAACUUUGGAAAGAUCAAAGGAGGUUCGUUGCAGGAUGCUUGAAAAAUCUUGGAAUGGUCAAAUUCGGAUUGAAAAGGGAUAAAAUGGAAGGAAGAAUUCUCGCAGUCGUAAAUGAAUGCAUUUCGAAAUUGAAGGAUCGAUCUACGAAAGAUGGUUUCGAUCCGAACGAGACGUUGCAUCAUUGCGUAGGAAAUUUGAUGAACGAUCUCGUGUUCGGUAAAACUUACGACGAGGACGAUCGUGUUUGGACGUGGCUACGAAAAUUACAAGAGGAAGGAGUUAAACACAUUGGCGUUGCGGGACCAUUAAAUUUUUUACCAUUUCUUAGAUUUUUGCCUCAAUAUGGUAAAACGAUGUACAAUUUGAUCGAUGGCAAAGUACAAACUCAUCAAAUUUAUCAAAAAAUUAUCGAAGAACAUCGAUCAAAUCCCAUUAACAACGAUAGCCUUUUAUCCGCAUUCAACGAUGAAAUGACGAACAGAAUGAUGGAAUCGAACAACCUUGGAUAUUUUACCGAACAACAAUAUUAUCAUUUGCUCGCUGACAUUUUCGGUGCAGGAACUGAUACAACCUUGACUACUCUACGUUGGUUUCUUCUUUUCGUAGCUGCCUAUCCGCAGGAACAGGAAAAGAUUCGUCGAGAGAUGCAACAGGUGUUAUCGGAUAAAGAACCAACAUUGGAGGAUAGAUUUAUUUUGACGCGUUUAGAAGCAACAAUAGCGGAAGUACAAAGGCUUAGAAGUGUUGUUCCAGUUGGUAUACCUCACGGAACUAUCGAGGAUACCCAAAUAGGUGAAUAUGAUAUUCCAAAAGGUACAAUGAUUGUACCAUUGCAAUGGUCCAUUCAUACAAAUCCAUCUUAUUGGAAAGAUCCUUUAGAUUUCAAACCUGACAGAUUCAUUGCCGAUGAUGGUAGCCUCGCUAAACCGGAAGCAUUCUUGCCUUUCCAAACUGGAAAACGUAGCUGCGUUGGAGACGAAUUAGCAAAAAUGAUUUUGUUCUUAUUCUCAGCAAGGAUUCUUCAUCGAUUCGUUAUUUCGAUUCCACCAAACAUUUCUUCGAUUGAUCUUGAAGGAGAAUGUGGUAUCACUUUAAUUCCAAAACCUCAUCGUUUGGUUUUUACUCUUCGUGAAAAUCUUUCCAAUUAAUUUGUAGUUUUCUAUUAUUAUAUUUUUCUAUAACAA
Molecule: messenger RNA, 1534 nt
Organism: Polistes canadensis
Lineage: Eukaryota; Metazoa; Arthropoda; Insecta; Hymenoptera; Vespidae
Gene: phtm
Product: cytochrome P450 306a1
Exons: 7
Coding region: 14-1498 (494 amino acids)
Biological process (GO): xenobiotic metabolic process
Cellular component (GO): intracellular membrane-bounded organelle; cytoplasm
Molecular function (GO): heme binding; iron ion binding; oxidoreductase activity, acting on paired donors, with incorporation or reduction of molecular oxygen, reduced flavin or flavoprotein as one donor, and incorporation of one atom of oxygen
Source: RefSeq, a predicted model, not a curated record